AUGGAUUCAACACCAAUACCAACACCACCACCUAUGUUUGCUUGUAUCAUACCAUCUAGACCAAUACAAACUCAGUCAACUGCGAUUCCACCCGAUAAGAUUAUCUUUGAAUUCGAGGAAGCUAGUCUGAUUAACCAUCUAGUUGUCUUCUUGACCGGUGCAAUACCUUUUCCUGAAGGAUAUGGAGCUUCAGUUCAUUUCUUGUUCCCAAACCAAUCUGAAUGGAAAUUACUUGGAAUGUUAAGUGAAGAGAAACCAUCAGCGAUAUUUAAAUUAAAAGGAAACCAACGAUCGAAUUUCAAUCAUCAACUUACCUCAACUUCCAAUUCAUCAAUCCCUCAAGAUCAUACCAAAGCUUCAUUAGGAUUCCAAAUCUUACCAUUAGAACAAUUACAAACCGAAUGUCAAAGUCUACCGAACCAACUCAUCAAACUUUCAUCUCUUUCUACCUCUAAUGGUUGGAUUCAUCAAACCGGAUUAAAUUCAGAUUCGAUCGAAUUGAUUAAAUCCUUGGGCUUAUCGAUCUUUAAUUAUUUGGCUUCUUUUUCUACUACCAUUCCUGGUAUCAAUGGUCAAUGGAUUAAUUUUGUUCAUUUAGAGAAAUGGUGGAAAACUUUUCAAAACCAAUCUUCACUUGUUUUAAAAGCUUGA
This is a messenger RNA of Melampsora larici-populina 98AG31, 651 nucleotides long. RefSeq lists its product as uncharacterized. Gene Ontology annotation, cellular component: nucleus; cytosol. Gene Ontology annotation, molecular function: nuclear import signal receptor activity. NCBI's taxonomy places the organism in Eukaryota, Fungi, Basidiomycota, Pucciniomycetes, Pucciniales, Melampsoraceae. The record is from RefSeq and is a predicted model, not a curated record. The transcript has 4 exons. Gene Ontology annotation, biological process: protein import into nucleus. Bases 1 to 651 code for a protein of 216 amino acids.